CCGAGCCGGGCUGAGCUGAGCCGAGCCGGGCUGAGCUGAGCCGGGUGGGUCCCGCCGGCAGCGAGGGCAAGGCGGGAUCRUUGCCAGCGGCGUGGGGGGCUCUGGCCAUGGCACAGGGCCAGGAAGGUGCCUGAGGCUGCUGGAAGGAACAGGAGGGGGCACGGGACAUGGAGCCCCCCAACAGCAGCGUGGCCAGGAGGGCGGGCUCGUGCUUCGGGGUGUUCAAUGCCAGCGACGGCCGUGCCAGCGCGCAGAGCAGCAUCGCCUCGCCCUGGUUCUCCACCGCCUUCGGCCUCAUCGGCCUCUGCUCCAACCUCUUUGCCCUCUGCGUCCUGGUCAGCUCCUCCCGCAAGCUCUCCAGCCAGGCUCGCUCCUCCUUCCUCAUCUUCCUCUGUGGACUGGUGGUCACAGACUUCAUGGGGCUGCUGGUGACAGCCUCGGUCAUCAUCCCCUACCACUUCAUCAAGUUCUCCUGGGCCACAGUGGACCCUGGCUGCCACCUCUGCAACUUCCUCGGCUUCUCCAUGGUCUUCUUCGGGCAGUGCCCACUGCUGCUGGGGGCCACCAUGGCCGGGGAGCGCUUCCUGGGCAUCAACCGCCCCUUCUCGCGCUCCACCAGCCUCUCCAAGCGCCGCGCCUGGGCCAUCGUGGGGCUCGUGUGGGGCUUCUCCUGCUUGCUGGGGCUGCUGCCGGUGCUGGGGCUGGGCCGCUACACGCUGCAGUUCCCCGGCUCCUGGUGCUUCCUCACCCUCCUGCCCGACACCGGCGACGUCGUCUUCUGCCUGCUGUUCGCGCUGCUGGGCAUCCUGUCGGUGCUGCUCUCCUUCGUCCUCAACACCGUCAGUGUGGUCACGCUCUGCCGCGUCUACCACGACCGCGAGUCGGUGCAGCGGCGCCGCGACAGCGAGGUGGAGAUGAUGGUGCAGCUCGUGGGCAUCAUGAUCAUCGCCAGCAUCUGCUGGCUGCCCCUCCUGAUUUUCAUUGUCCAGACGGCCCUGCAGCACCUGCCGGGCCAGGCACAGGCACUGUCCACGGACACGCAGGAGAUGCUGCUGAUCUACAUCCGCAUGGUCACCUGGAACCAGAUCCUGGACCCCUGGGUCUACAUCCUGUUCCGCCGGGCUGUGCUGCAGCGCGUGUACCCCCGGCUGCCCCCCCGGCCCUCCAUCGUCUCCCUCACCCCCUCCCUGCCCCGCAAGCUCACCGCCGCCUCUGUCCUGCAGUAGCAGCCCUGGGGAGGGGUGCUGGGUGGGGGGACACAGCCAAACCCCUGUCCCACCCCUGCAGAGGAUCCCCGUCACCUGCACCCAGGAGUCUUCCCCGCGCUCCCGAACCCGAU
Messenger RNA from Malurus melanocephalus (red-backed fairy wren), 1339 nucleotides. RefSeq names its product thromboxane A2 receptor (gene TBXA2R). Gene Ontology annotation, biological process: adenylate cyclase-activating G protein-coupled receptor signaling pathway; inflammatory response; positive regulation of blood pressure. Lineage: Eukaryota; Metazoa; Chordata; Aves; Passeriformes; Maluridae. The record is from RefSeq and is a predicted model, not a curated record. The coding region runs from base 168 to 1226 and encodes 352 amino acids. Gene Ontology annotation, cellular component: plasma membrane. Gene Ontology annotation, molecular function: thromboxane A2 receptor activity. The transcript is spliced from 3 exons.